Molecule: messenger RNA, 1194 nt
Organism: Strongylocentrotus purpuratus (purple sea urchin)
Lineage: Eukaryota; Metazoa; Echinodermata; Echinoidea; Camarodonta; Strongylocentrotidae
Product: cystine/glutamate transporter
Exons: 5
Coding region: 13-657 (214 amino acids)
Biological process (GO): amino acid transmembrane transport
Cellular component (GO): membrane
Molecular function (GO): L-amino acid transmembrane transporter activity
Source: RefSeq, a predicted model, not a curated record
GGUCGGCAGGUGAUGGGGAAGUGGUGGUGGACCAUCAGUAUCGUGGUAGCCUUGUCCAUCGCCGGCGCACUCAACGGUGCGUCACUAGCGAGGGCUCGGCUCUUCUACGUUGCAUCCAGAGAGGGUCAUAUACCCGUGAUAGCGUCUAUGAUUCACGUUGAAAGGAAGACACCCCUCCCAGCAGCAUGUCUCACAGUUCCGUUCAGCCUCAUGCUCCUUGUCAGCGACGAUGUGUACAGUCUCAUCAAUUACGCCGGUGCUACCGGAUGGCUCUUCAGUGCCUUGGUGGUAUCUAUUAUACCAUACUACAGGUGGAAAUAUCCCAACUUGAAACGCCCCUUUAAGGUUCCCGUGUUCAUCCCUAUCAUCUUCUCCCUGUGUUGUGUCUUCGUGGUCGGCAUGUCGCUCUAUAGUAGCCCCGUGGACUGUGGCAUCGGAGUCGCCAUCACAUUAAGUGGUGUCCCUGUGUAUUUCAUCGCAGUCAAGUGGAGGAAUAAACCCCGCUGGGUUAAUGAUAACCUAGACAAGAUGACGAUAUUCCUUCAACAACUUCUCUAUGUCGUCCCCCAAGAAGACCUCGGUAUGGUUGAUGAACUCAUCGACAACAAGAUGACUGAUAUAAAAACAGAAACAGAAAAGAAGUUGUCGUCUGGAUAAACAUUGCUAUGACAACAUCAGAGUGGAGUUAACAUGAAAAAUGCUCAUUUGAAAGUGGUCAGAAAUACUCUAUAUACUAUGUGGUUAUGGGGUUACAGUAAGAUGUUAUACUUUAACUCGAUCAAGAAGACUUUCUAAAUUCAGCCUAAGGUCAUUUCAAAAGCCCUGCCGAUCACUCUUUUGAAAUGACAAUGAUAAAUUAGGUAAUCCGAAUAUGAUUUAUUUGGGAUCUAUAAUAGAGCAUUGAAAUUGUCCUCGAGUUCAUUUCUGGAAAGUCUUGACGAUCCUGUUCGUAGCAGGGCCGCGUGAGGAAAUCGGGAUAUGUAAUUAAUGAUGUUCAUAUAUUAUCAUGGAAAGUCAAAAUAAAUAUUAUGAUUUGUAUGAAUCAAGUAAUAAUGAACAUAAGACAUGGGAAGCCAUAUUUAAUACCCAGAGAAAGAUGAUGACACUCGUAUGUAUCAGGGUUUCAAUAUUUCAAGUUAAUUUGUUCCACAUUUUACUAGAAAUAUAGACAGACAUAUAAAAUAGAAAUUAUAU